GGUAACCGUGGUGACCUUGGUUGGUUGAUCAUCAUGGCGGCGAUCGUCAGGUUGAGUUCUGUGUGUCGCAGAGGAGUCAAACCUCUGUUCUACCAAAGCACUUUGUUGGCCAGGCCGCUGGUUGUACCACACAAAUACCAGGAGCAGCCCUACCAGCUGACAGCGAGGAUCCACGCGUCGCAGGCUCUUUACGCCGGUUCUGGCUCCAAAGCCGCCUCUCUGCACUGGACAGCAGAGCGAGUGCUGAGCAUCCUGCUCCUGGCCAUGGGACCCGUGGCCUAUUUUAACCCCGGCCCUGUCAUCGAUUACUCCCUGGCCGCUGCCCUGACCCUGCAUGGACACUGGGGUAUCGGGCAGGUGCUUACAGACUACGUUCACGGGGACGCAAAGAUCAAGGCUGCCAACGCGGGUCUCUUCCUCCUGUCCACGGUCACCUUCGCCGGCCUUUGCUACUUCAACUACAACGACGUGGGCAUCUGCAAAGCCAUCGCCCUGCUCUGGAGCAAAUGAAUGGGACUGUGGACCGGGAAGCUGUGGGAGGACACAGACAACUGGGUCCUGGCUGAUUGUAAAAAAUUUAAGGUGUUCUAUGUAAAUUCUUAUAAAUAUAUCAUUUUUGACAACAUCCCAGUGAUUCACAAGUGUGUAAUUGUAACUGUUGAUUCAGGCUCGGUCUCUGUAUGAAGUUCUUACUCAACAUCAGGCCUCCAUUUUUGGGAGAUUAGCUUCGUUUGUGUUCAACGUGGACUAAAUUUAAGCUACGUCACCCUCAGCAACAUCAUGUCUAGUUACUUAAAAUGUCUUGACCAAUUCUAGAAGAGAUACUAUCUAUCAUCCUGGCACGUAAUUGUUAUAUUAACUGGGGACAUUUCAACAAAACAGCUCGAGCAAGUUUUACACAAUGUUGCAGUUAAAUAUGUAAUUUAUUUUAUUUUUUUCAUGUCCAUGUGGCUGAUUUCUUGAAAUGUAUUUUUGUUUCAAUCAUAAUGUGUACAUACGUUUUGCUCGUAAACUCAUCAGGAAGAA
Messenger RNA from Plectropomus leopardus (leopard coralgrouper), 1026 nucleotides. Lineage: Eukaryota; Metazoa; Chordata; Actinopteri; Perciformes; Serranidae. The record is from RefSeq and is a predicted model, not a curated record.